Molecule: messenger RNA, 3155 nt
Organism: Sinocyclocheilus anshuiensis
Lineage: Eukaryota; Metazoa; Chordata; Actinopteri; Cypriniformes; Cyprinidae
Product: filensin-like
Exons: 8
Coding region: 236-2221 (661 amino acids)
Biological process (GO): lens fiber cell development
Cellular component (GO): intermediate filament; cytoplasm
Molecular function (GO): structural constituent of eye lens
Source: RefSeq, a predicted model, not a curated record
CAAUGUUGGCCUUGUGCACGGGACUCCACUGGAAGAAUCCAUCGAGGACACCAUGUGAAACACCAGGAUGAAAAGUGUUUUUUAGCUAUUUGUCCCCGAGGCCCGAACGGGCAGAGUUUAGUCUAGCAUGAGACAGCAGAGGGUGAGCAGCCCAGUUUUCACACACUAAAGGUGAUGAGGGGCACUAAAAUACUAAGCCGGAAAUUGUAGAAGUGGAAACCAUCACGCACGCAGUAUGUUCAAGACCAGCUACCGGCAUGAGGUGCGCAAGGAGAAGUACGAGCGCACCGAUGUCUUUGAGGAGCCCAUCAGCCCAGAGAUGGAGUCGGCUCCGGCCGGCGGGCCCUCGACAGUCAAGGGCUGGGAGAGCCUCCAGGAACUAAACAGCCGCUUUGCGCGUUACAUCAACCGAGCGCGUGUGCUGGAGCAGCGCAAUGCUGUGUUCCGCAAACAGCUGGAGACUCUUCAGCGCAUGGAGGAGGCGCCAGGGCUGGAGGAGGUCUUUAGCGAGCAGAUCAGCGUCAACAGACAGCGCACCCGGGAGCUGCUGUCGGACCGAGCCAAGCUGGAGAGAGAACUCAAAGAUGCAGAACGCAUGCUGGAUGAGUACAACAGCAGAUACAGAAAUGAAUGUGAAUAUCAAGAGCAGCUGCGGCAUACGCUGGAACAGCUCAAUAAGGAAGCCGACACGGUUCUAUUGAGAAACCUUGAUUAUCAAAUCCAGCUGCAGUUCCUGCAAGAUGACGUCAACGCCACCAAAGAGAGGUACAAAAAGAACCUCACUGAAAUCCAGACGUAUCUAAACAUCCUGCACCAGAUCAACCAGACUAUUCCCCUCAUGGCGAGCGCGUCCGUCUCGAAGGAUCAAGAGCGGCUGAAUGCUCAGAGGUGCGUGCCAGUGCUGCGCAGUCAGAUAGAGGAUUACAAGAGCGCCAUCUGCCAGCUCCAGGCACAGAAACAGCGGCUGCAGACCGAGACCUCUGUGUUGGAACAAACCAUCAAGACCACACAAGAGAGCUGCGACGACAAGAUCCAGCUGUACAACGGGCAAAUCGAGACCCUCAGGAAGGAGAUCGAAGAGGCCGAGAGGUCACUGGAGAAAUACACCAACGACUGUCGACAGCUGGCCAUGUACCAGACCUCUCUGGAGAACGAGCUGGAGAGGUACACGAGAAUCAUUGAGAAUGAAGACAACAGAUUGAACUCCGUGAUAAUUGGGACACCCAUUACUUUGCUCACAACCAAUUAUAAAUACAGCCAUAGUCCUAUCAUGACCAAGAAAGGAAAAGAUAUCACCCAAGUCAUCCAAGGCAUCACCAACGUAAAACCUCAUCAGAAGUACUUGGCUAAGAAAGUGUUUAAAAAGAAAGAGAUCACAUCCAAAGGAGCUAGUCGACUUGAGGAUAAGCCAGCCGAAGAAUUUGAAGAGGAUGAGAAAGGACUGAUGGAGGAGCAGGGGGUGGGAAGCGAGGAGCAUGUUCCUUGUGAGGAUGUGCCUGAUGGUGCCCAGAUCAGCAAAGCAUUUGACACGCUCUGUAACAUCAUACGCGACCGCAUGAGGCGGGUACAGAGGCCAGAGCCGAUCGCUGACUUCUUCACCAGGGGACGCUAUGUACUAGUGACAGGCGACUCUAGCUACCUGGACCCCUGCUUCUUUUCAACCACCCCUUCUGCUAGUCACGUCUACGUCACAAUCCAAGAUGGCAUGAUGCCUUAUGAUCCAUACUGGAGAGGCACACCUUCACCUGUCCCGAGCACCCCUUCUGGACCAACACCCUUAACCCCUUCCACACCUUCAGAACCAGAAACGGGAAAAGACGAUGGAGGUAGGAAGGAGGGUGGAAAUGGGGAGAGGGGAAAAUCCAAAAAUGGAGAGCCUCAUCCAAAGACGAAAGAACCAGAACCGAGCCCCAGUUCACCGCCAGGCCCUCAUGACGACAAAGGCCCCAGCCCUCCGCCAGGCCCCAGGCAGCCCUCACCCCAACGUGGCGGCAAGGGCAAGACCUCGGACGAUCCCAGCAGCUUCCAACACCCUCCACCCAUGCCAUCACCCAGUUCCAUCCCCUCUGACUCCAUGACUUACGAGAAGGUAGAAGUAGUGGAGUCGGUGGAGAAGCUCUCACAUGACAAAAAAGUGAAGGGCUAUGAAGAGACAACCACAGUGGUGGAGACCAUGAUUGAGAAGACCAGCAGAAAGAAACACGCCAAUAGAUCCUCUUGAAACCUUUCAAACAUUCCGCACGUUCUAUCCAUUUCUGCCUCGGACCUGCUCCAGUUUUGACUCCUACCUGCUGUUGACGAGAUUCCUAGUGCUGCGCUGUUAACUUCUUGCACCACUGCACCAUUGCCUUUGGCCUUUACUGUCUGAAAACUUGGGAAGCCAAAACUUAAAUGCCCCAUAUUCCCCCCACGCACAAAAAUAAAUGUUGUAACUGAGAACCUUGACACAGAAAACAUUAACUGCCAGUUUUAAUUGAAUUCACAGACUCUAUUCCAAAACCUAGUGAGCCUUCUAGGGCACCAUCCUUACUGAAACUGAACUUCUUAAGCGAUUGAUUUGGAACAUUCUACCUAGAGCUACUUAAAAAGUGCACAGGGGAAUCUCUGUUCAACAAAUGGUUUCCAAAGAGUUUGGUGUUACCAUGGUGCUAAGCUAAUGAAGUAUGUUCAUAAAUUUAUAAUCAUAAAAAGAGAGAGCAUACACAUGGUAAAAUGUUUCAGUUUUAUAUUUUAUAUUCUGCAUUUUCUCUUGCUUCAUCUGCAAUCUUGGAUGGAUAUUCUUACUCUGGGAGUGCCUUCUCUGCAAAAGAUACUUGCAAUGCUGCCUUAGAAUUUUUCCACGUCUCGGUAUCGUAGGAGGCAGUGAAACAAAAGCUGCCUACCUUUUGGAACAGCCUUAUCAUCGGGAGUACGCCUAUGAUACCUUAACAUGCUGCCUAGGUAGGCAGUUCCCUAGGUUGUGGAAUAGAGCCAUAUAGCCACCACAAUUAACAUGUAGAGUAUCACCCUCUCUCGCCCUUAACCUCAGGUCAAACCAAAGCAAAUGUUUAGUUUUAUUUGCUACUAUUUUGUUCAAUUUAAGACACCAGCAUUGCCCACCACAGUCUUGAUGUGUAACUGCGACUCAAAUAAACAUCAAACCACAAAAAUCUCAA